CGUCAUUGCCCCGAUCCUCUCCCGCUCCUGUAUGAAUGCUUGCGACCGAUGGGGGAGGGAAAAGCAAGGCUUGGAGCGAGAGAGACCCAAGCAUAUACUAUGUACUAAACGUCAUAAGAUGUCUGUCUCUUCUUUGCUUCCUUCUCCGCUUCUCUCCUUGUUCCGCUUCGUAUAAAUAUCGAACCGCCAUCCCGCCUACGCUUAGCUAUAUAGUAGCGAUUUGAUAAGAAGCGAAAAAAAAGGCUGCAUUGUACCCAACACAUAUUCCAAAUUCUCAAUCCCUCUCUCCUCCUUAUUCUCCCAAAUCCGAUAUCUAGGUAGCUAGCGGCGAAAAAGCAAACCAGGUCGGAAAACGCUACCACCCCUGGACGCAAAACCACCACAACAUCAAAGCUCCUUCGAAACACACGAAACAAACUACAUCAAAGAAGCAACAAUGUCCAAGUCCCGUAUGCCAAUGUACUUAGGCCUUGCCGCCGCUGGUGCUGGAGGGUAUUAUCUAUACCGUACCGGAGGUGAUCCCAAGAGAGCCACCCGGCAACUCGAAAAUGAUGCUUCUCGCGCAGGAUCAAAAAUCCGAGACGAAAGUAACAAGGCCCUGGGCCAUGGGAGUGCUGAACAGAUUGGAGCAAGGAUAGAUGAAGCGGAUGAGAAGGCCACCACCUUUGCCAAGGAAGAAGCUGAGAGGCUCGGCAAAGCCCGUCAGGACGUUGCCAAAGAUGUAAAUGCAAAGAUUGACUCGUUCGAUAAGACCGUUGAGCAGAAGGCGGCUGAAGCUAAGAGUGGAGUCUCCUCUUGGUUUGGUGGGAAGAAAUAACAGCAGGUAUAGUUAAUGACGGGGAUCCGGCGAUUUGAGAAUGAUUUCGAAAUGAAAAGUGGCUGAAACCUCGUUCCUUUCAUUUCCUCCCGUUUCAAAUUUUCAACUUUCGUUUUGUGACCCCUGGCGAAAUAUGAGGCUUUAGUUGGUUAUGCUUUUUUGCUUCUCUUAUGUUUAUUUCGCGGUCGAAAUUCCAAUCGUCUCAUGAUCCAGUGUGCAUAGUCCCUGAAAUAUGUCGAAUAUGACCGCUUUAUAACGUUCCAUGCAGUGUGAAAUGCAUAAAGCCAGUGACACGAGAAGGUACCCGACAGCCACGAAUUUUCCUGUUUAUGGAGUUGAUGCCGGGAAUUGUGAGAGUGUGGUUGUUGAGUAUUUGUCAUAAGUGAAGGCAGUGAGUUUUGAUAUGGUUCUUGAACCGAAAUUGUAUGUCAGAUGUCAGUCAUCAUUCAUGUGUUCAGAUAUAUUUAUAACCUUCUAGUUUAAAUUCAAGGACCAGUCGACCUUGUUACAGCAUUAAAGAGGUUUUCAAAAGGAUGAGGAGGGAGGGACAUGGCGGCUUCAUGGUCGGCCAAGAUAUUUCCCUCUUCCACCUGUUCUUCAAUACCGUAGACAUCUCCAUGCAAUGUGAUUCUGUCCAAAUAUGUACACAGUAUGACAAAAUCCAUAUCAUAUCCAGGGGUUCUUCGC
Molecule: messenger RNA, 1504 nt
Organism: Blastomyces gilchristii SLH14081
Lineage: Eukaryota; Fungi; Ascomycota; Eurotiomycetes; Onygenales; Ajellomycetaceae
Exons: 3
Coding region: 437-817 (126 amino acids)
Source: RefSeq, a predicted model, not a curated record